This is a messenger RNA of Lotus japonicus, 1579 nucleotides long. RefSeq lists its product as uncharacterized. Gene Ontology annotation, molecular function: zinc ion binding. Bases 481 to 1188 code for a protein of 235 amino acids. The transcript is spliced from 2 exons. The record is from RefSeq and is a predicted model, not a curated record. NCBI's taxonomy places the organism in Eukaryota, Viridiplantae, Streptophyta, Magnoliopsida, Fabales, Fabaceae.
CACACACUCCUUUAUGAAUGCAACCUGAUCUCCUGGGGGAGUUUCUCUGUGCUCUCACUGCACGUUUCUGUUGGUGUUGGCAGUGUCGCAGUCCCUGUCUCUGUCCCUCCCUGCCUUCUUCCACCACACCACACCACUCCACUAUUCUCCAUUUCAUCACAUCUUUCAUUCUUAAUCCCUUUGCAGUAAUAAACGCAUUCAACUUUCCUCUACCUGUUCCAAACCUUGAAUCUUUUGGCACCUUUCAUUAAUGGGGUUGAAGGGAAUGCUCACCUAAUCCACAGUUUCUCUAAAUUCUUUAACCCCAGCAACUGCUUUUUCUUUCACUUUUUUCCCUUUUAAAUAAUGUGUUUUUCUUCAUAUUCUUCCACCCAAACCCAAAACCUGUUCUGAGAAAAUAAUGUUGUUUGUUACCUUGCUAGCUGUUGUUGUUCUUGUUGUUGUGUAAUUUUUUCUUUGUUCUCUCUUCUGGGUCCAUAAAUGUCGACUAUGCAGAUGUCUCAUGUUGAUUUAGAGCAAGGGAAUCAUCAUCAUCGUCGUUCGGUUGUUGGAAGCGAUGUGAGUGGUGGUGAGGGGAGCCUGUGCUUCUCUGAUGUUGAUAUUGAUGAUGGGUCUUGCUACUCUCGCUUCUAUUCAACCAACGGUGGUUCGUAUGAUGAUUACAGCUUCGCUUGUGUUUCUGAUCCUGAAGGUGGUGGGGGUGUUGUUGAUUCUGGGAGGGCUUCUUCUGUUACUGAUUGUUCUGUGGAGGUGGAAAUUAGAACUGGGGUUCCUGAAAUUAAGGUGCAUUUGGCUAAAGUGGAGAAGGAUUGUAGGAUUUGUCACAUGGGUUUGGAGACUGAGAGUCAUGAGUCUGGUCCUCCCAUUGAAUUGGGUUGUUCUUGUAAGGAUGAUUUAGCUGCUGCUCACAAGCACUGUGCUGAGGCCUGGUUCAAGAUUAAGGGAAAUAGGACCUGUGAAAUUUGUCAUUCUGUUGCCCGAAAUGUUUAUGGAGCGAAUGAGGAGUCAACAGAGCAAGUGAGCGACAAUAACAUUGCUCCUGCUACAGCUACACUCUCAGCACCUGCUCCGUCAGCAGAAACUCAUAGAUUUUGGCAUGGCCAUCGCUUCCUGAAUUUUCUGCUCGCUUGUAUGGUUUUUGCAUUUGUCAUAUCAUGGCUUUUUCACUUCAAUGUGCCAUCAUCAUAGUUUCCUGAGGCAGUUUCAGGCAUAACUUGAAGUACAUGUAAAAGCUGAAUGGGGAGGGGAGCAAACAAGAGAAAGAUGAAAAGAAAAGGGAGGCAAAUUGAAAGAAAGAAAUCCAAGCCCUUAGUCGAUGGAGUUCAUAGAGAAUGAAUGCUUCUACAAUUUCUAGCCUUGUUCCCUUUAAAUAGGUGGGCAGGAUAACUUCCUUUUAUUCAAUGCAAAUAGACGUCUUCAUUUUCUGUUGUUCAUUCGUCCUAAAUUAUUGAGCUUUACAAGGCUUUCUUAAAUCUUAACAAUCAAUGUAAUUUCUGGACAAGUACACUAGAAUGUUUUUUUCUUUUUUCAAAUGUAUAUUAUAUAUUUCACACUGUAACUACAGUGCUUUUAUCUUGCA